This is a messenger RNA of Blumeria graminis f. sp. triticale, 1077 nucleotides long. The record is from the annotation of a GenBank genome assembly. Lineage: Eukaryota; Fungi; Ascomycota; Leotiomycetes; Helotiales; Erysiphaceae.
AUGGACCACCAACCAGUGCCUGCGCCACCCACACCUGCACCCGGCGUCCAUGGACAGUUAGUCAAUGAUACAGAACUCAAUACUUUCACAAUCCACACUGAUGACAGAAUCGAAAUUGAUUCAGAUGCUGAUGAUUCGUCAUCCGAUGCUGGCUAUUUCACAGAUAGCAUAGUUUCCGCAACGACAUCUAUUUCCAGUAGUGUACGGGAUUACACCUUUGAAAAUGGCUGGCGUUACCACAAAUUCCGAGAAGGUAUCUACAAUUUUCCCAACGACGACCUCGAGCAAGAUAGAGAAGAUAUGAAACAUGCAAUGAUGGUCAAAUUAUGUGGGCAUAAGCUGCACUUCGCGCCAAUCGGUACCAAUCCGCAAAAUGUACUUGAUAUAGGGACAGGCACCGGUAUAUGGGCUAUAGAAAUGGGAGAUCUAUACAGUGGGUCAAAAGUUUUGGGGGUUGAUUUGAGCCCAAUACAGCCCGAAUGGGUCCCGCCCAACGUAACAUUUGUCGUCGAUGACAUUGAGAGCCCGUGGCUUAAACCACUCAAUUACUUUGACUAUAUACACACGCGCCACACCGUUAUGGCUAUAAAAAACUGGCCUCUGUUAAUGCGACAAGCUUAUGAUCAUCUCAAACCUGGGGGCUGGAUAGAGCUUCAGGAAAUGCACCAUUAUCCACAAUGUAGCGAUGCAAGUAUGCCCCCCAACUACGCAGCUAUUCAGUAUUGGAGUCGCAUUGGAGAAGCACUCGCUACAUUAGGGAUUAACUUCAACGCAACCCUUCUCCUCGAAAGUAUGUUACGCGAAGCAGGAUUUAUCAAUGUUUCAUGUCAAGUUUUGCAUGUUCCUAUUGGGGUAUGGCCAAAAAAUCGAACACUCAAACUCGUAGGCCUGUAUUGGCGGACGAUACUGAUUGAUGGACUGCAACCGAUUGCAUUAGGUCCACUUACUCGUGGACUACACUGGAGUAAAGAGGAUGUCGAAUCUUGGCUUGUAGAUGUCAAGAAAGCAUACCUUGAUAGUUCGGUACACAGUCACAUACCACUAUAUAUUGUCUGCGGACAGAAGCCACCGGGAUAA